GACUCGAAGCCGCGCACAGCGUCACUUCACAGCCCGGACCGUGGUCCUGAAGCGGCUCGGAUCCUCCUCCAGAAUGUUCCGAGAGGUUCGGCUGAUCCGGAUCACCUGCUGUUCCGGAGGCUUGUAAAGGUCCAGCGGAACCACUUGGUUCUGGUUCAGUUUCCAACCGGAGGACUGAGUCCGGAGUCCGGGACCGUAAAUCGAGUCACAGAGACGAUGAGGAAUUAAAGAGGAACAACAAGACAAGUGGAAGAAAAAGUCCCGAUUUAGACCGAAAGUGAGAAGAGAAUGUCCGCGGCGGAGACGUUCCGACGGAUUCUGUGUUCUCUGUCCCUGCUGGCUGUCAUCCUGGACCUGCAACUAGACGGUGUCCUGGGGGUGACUCAUGUUGAGAUAGAGCACCACUUGGAGAUGGGCCGUAAGCUCCUGGCAGCCGGUCAGCUGGCCGAGGCCUUGUCCCACUACCAUUCUGCUGUCGAGGGAGACUCUAAGAACUACCUGACCUACUACAAACGAGCAGCAGUUUUUCUGGCCAUGGGGAAAUCCAAGUCUGCCCUGCCUGACCUGACCCGGGCCAUUCAGCUGAAGCCCGACUUCCUGGCCGCCAGGCUGCAGAGAGGGAACAUCCUCUUAAAGCAGGGCCACACCCAGGAGGCCAGGGAGGACUUCGAGGCAGUGCUUGAACGUUCUCCGGACCAUGAAGAGGCUGGAGGGCAGCUGAUGAUGGUGACCGAGCUGGAGGAGCUGCAGGAGGAGGCCCACGAGGCAUACCACCAAGGAGACUACAGCACCACCAUCAGCGUGCUGGAGCGGGUCAUCGAGAUUUCUCCUUGGGAUCCAGAGUCACGGGAGCUUCGUGCAGAAUGUUACAUCAGAAUGGGCGAUCCACAAAAAGCCAUCCAGGAUCUGACUCCAACCACGAAGCUGCGGAACGAUAACCGCGCCGCCUUCCUGAAGCUGAGCUUGCUCCACUACAGCCUCGGCGAGCACCACGAGUCCCUCAGCCAAAUCCGAGAGUGCCUGAAGCUGGACCAGGACGACAAAGACUGUUUCAGCCACUACAAGCAGGUGAAGAAACUCAGCAAGCAGCUGGACUCUGCAGAGGAGCUCAUUCAGGAGGAGAGGCUUCAAGAGGCCAUUGAGAAGUAUGAAUCAGUGAUAAGGAUGGAGCCAAACGUCCUUCAUUACAUCAACCUGGCCAAUGAGAGGAUCUGCUUCUGCCUCGUCAAGCUUCAGCUGGCCGAUGAAGCCCUCGAUGUGUGUUCCGAAGCUCACCAGAGAGACCCUCGUAAUGCCAACGUGCUCCGCGACCGAGCCGAGGCUUACAUCCUCAACCAGGACUAUGAGAAAGCGGUGGAAGACUACCAGGAGGCCAGAGAGUUUGACGCCGACAGCAAUGACAUCAGAGAAGGGCUGGAGCGGGCGCAGAAGCUGCUCAAGAUGUCACGCAAGAGGGAUUACUACAGGAUCCUCGGAGUCAGCAGAACCGCCAACAAGCAGGAGAUCAUCAAAGCCUACAGGAAGUUGGCACAGCAGUGGCAUCCGGACAACUUCCAGUCGGAGGCGGAGAAGAAGGAAGCAGAGAAGAAGUUUAUCGACAUCGCCUCGGCUAAAGAAGUCCUCACCAAUCCAGAGAUGAGGCAGAAGUUUGACACGGGUGAGGAUCCUCUGGAUCCAGAGAACCAGCAGGGUGGCGGCGGCGGACAGAGCUGGCCUUUUCACUUCAACCCGUUUGAGUCCGGCGGCUUUCACUUCAAGUUCCAGUACAACUAGAGACUUUCAGAACACUGAGGAACAUUUGUGGAGUGUUGAGACAACAGAGGGACGUCUGCGAAUCAACUCUGGAGUCGGAACCUACCCGCCGUCUUGGCUCUGCCCGAGUUUGGCAGAAUAUUUAAAUGUUGAUAAUUUGCACAGCUGUGGAUUGAGCCACACGCUGACCACACCUGGACUUCCUGCAGCACCCACCGAGCACCUUACCGCGGCUGAAUGUGUGGACGACGCUGAACUGAUGUCUUAUGUGAGCGGGUGGCAGGGGAACGUUCUGAUUGAGGUCUUGCUUUGUGCCAUUCUUGACCCUUUUCUCAAAGGUCACUCUUCUUAUCGCAGUUUUCCCGCUUGCAGUGUUUGUUUAAAUCAUAACGUUGGCUCCUCUUGUAUCUCUGAACCUUCUGAUGAGAGAAGCAGCGUUUUUAUAUCUGCAGAGUUUAACGGUGAGUAAAUUAAACUUCGGUGCUGUUGCAGGGGGAAACGUUUGUUGUUACACAUGAAUCCCAUAUUUGAGAAGAUUUAUUUAUUUAUUUUUCCCACCUGCAAACAUCAUGAAUGUAACUUAAUUUGACAGAAACCUUUAAUGCAGCCAAGUUAAAAACUUUUGUUCUUUUUCUUUCAUCUCAAUCUUUACAAAGUUGCACUUUAUGCUGUUAAAAA
Messenger RNA from Thalassophryne amazonica, 2430 nucleotides. RefSeq names its product DnaJ (Hsp40) homolog, subfamily C, member 3b (gene dnajc3b). The record is from RefSeq and is a predicted model, not a curated record. Bases 289 to 1773 code for a protein of 494 amino acids. Gene Ontology annotation, biological process: protein folding in endoplasmic reticulum. Gene Ontology annotation, cellular component: endoplasmic reticulum. Gene Ontology annotation, molecular function: protein-folding chaperone binding; misfolded protein binding. The transcript has 12 exons. NCBI's taxonomy places the organism in Eukaryota, Metazoa, Chordata, Actinopteri, Batrachoidiformes, Batrachoididae.